Linum tenue is the source of this 1482-nucleotide messenger RNA. NCBI's taxonomy places the organism in Eukaryota, Viridiplantae, Streptophyta, Magnoliopsida, Malpighiales, Linaceae. The record is from the annotation of a GenBank genome assembly.
AUGCCGGCGACGGCGUCGGCCUUGACGCGAUUCGUCAUCCUAAUUGUAUUCAGCUCAGUGCCAUUAAUAUUUCUUGCGCCACAGACUUCAUGUUACGAAUUCGAACGCCGACAUUCUGCCAAGCUCCGGCAUUUCACGGCCAAGAUCGACAAAAUCGUCUCCUCAUCCAAGCCUUCCACUAUCGUCCGCCCUCCACCGCAGGUCGGCGGAGUGUUCUACCCUGUUGGAUACGGAGCAGAUCCCACCGGCCAAAACGACAGCACCGACGCGAUACAGAAGGCGCUAAACGACGCAUUCCAACAACGUAGUAGCGAUCCAAACCUGAAGGAAGAGCUGAUCCCGGGAAUCAAGGACCUGGGCGGCGCCGUCGUCGACCUCCAAGGCGGCGCGUACAAGAUCAGCAAGCCCAUCUCCUUCCCACCUUCCGGCGGCGGCGGCCUCCUCGUCAAAGACGGCAGCCUCAGAGCCUCGAGAGGGUUCCCAGCGGACCGCUUCCUCGUGGAACUACUCUCGCCGAAAUCGGAGGUGCUGAUCUACAAAACAGAUGACGUGGCGGCGUACCAGGGCAAGGGAAUCUACUACGAGGACGUGAGAUUCAAAGACGUCCUCUUCGACUCCGGGUUCAGCGGCGGCGGAGUCCUGGCGGUGGACACCGCCAGGACUCAGAUAACCAACUGCUAUUUCUUGAACUUCACGACGCAGGGGGUUUUGGUGCAAGGAGGGCGUGAUGCCUUCAUCCAGUCCUGCUUCCUCGGCCAACGCCCCACAGUUGGUGGGGGCGUCGGCGAGAAGGACUAUUCCGGUACUGCGAUCGACCUCGCCGGUAACGACAACGUCGUUACCGACGCGGUGAUCUUCUCCUCCGCGAUCGGGGUGGUGCUGAGAGGGCAGGCCAACAUGUUGAGGGACAUCCACACUUACAACAAGGAGCGGAUCUUCGGCGGGAUCGGGAUCCUGGCCAGGGCGUUCGCCGACUACAACCGGAUCACCGACUGCUUCGUCGACUACAACUCCAUCGUGCUGGAGGACCCUAGGUUCAUCCAGAUCACCAACAGCUUCUUCCUGGGGUACGCGAACGUGGUGCUGAAGGCGGUGAAGGGGAGGCUCGAGGCUCUCUCCAUCACCGACAACUUCUUCCGGGGGAUCGACAUGGCGCCGGUGGUGGAGCUGCAAGGGGAGUUCACGGAGGUCCGUGACGUGGCGGUGGAGCGCAACCAGGCGUGGAACUCCACGGUCAAGUCGACGUCGGCGAAGACGGUUCUGGCGAGGAAAGGGACCAAAUGGGUGGCCGAUUUCAGCAAGGCGCUGCUCUUCCCCGACAAGAUCGAGUAUUUUCAGUACUCGUUCCUGGUGAAGAAGGAGUCCAGCAGGAUGCCGAUACAUGCUGCGACCGCCGUGGCCGGGAACAAGGUGGUGGUGGAGAGCGAGGGCGUGGCGGACGCUGUUGUUUCGGUGGUGGUCGAUCAGUGCAAUCCCAUUUGA